Messenger RNA from Melanaphis sacchari, 1443 nucleotides. RefSeq lists its product as uncharacterized. The transcript has 2 exons. The coding region runs from base 1 to 1443 and encodes 480 amino acids. The record is from RefSeq and is a predicted model, not a curated record. NCBI's taxonomy places the organism in Eukaryota, Metazoa, Arthropoda, Insecta, Hemiptera, Aphididae.
AUGAGUGAAAUAUGUCAAAUUAUCCCAUCUCAAAAAGGAAAUGCCAAAAUAUGUGUCAAGGGAUAUUUAAUGACAAAAGACAAGAAUCGAGAGGACAUAUAUUAUUGGUGCUGCGAAAAAAGAAAACUAAUGGCCUGCACAGGACGUGCAACCACUAUACUUAUCAACAAAAAACAUUUAUUACGUAAAUGUUCUGAUCAUAAUCACGCACCUGAAGCAGCUAGGGUUGAUGUAUGUACUACUCUUAGCCAUUUAAAAGAUCAAGCACGAAAUACCAAUGACCAACCCUGCCAAAUUAUUCAAAGUUGCGUUACAAAUAUGCCAAGUACUGCUCAUCCAUACAUGCCGAAUAGAAAUGCUCUACGGCAACAAAUAAAGCGUGUUAGAAGGGAAAAUACGCCAUCGCAACCUCAAUCAUUAGAAGAUCUAACAAUUCCCGAUUCACUGAGAACUAUAAUUGGCGGGGAGUUAUUUUUAAUUAAAGAUUCAACCAUUAAUGAUGAAAAACUUCUACUAUUUUGUACUAAAAAUAAUGUUCAACGGCUGUCGUAUGCUCGUUAUUUAAUUAUGGAUGGUACGUUUUGGACAGUCCCGACAAUAUUUAGACAGCUAUAUACCAUACACGCACCUGUAGGAGGAGACAAUUUUCGAGUUUUGCCACUAGCAUAUGCUUUAAUGUCAUCAAAAUCUGAAACCCUGUAUAUACGUCUUUUUCAAGACUUAAUUGAUUUUUGCGAAGAUAAUGGCGGGCAACUAAAUCCAUAUUGGAUAAUGACAGAUUUUGAACAGGCGGCAAUAAAGGCAUCAAAAGCUGAGUUUCCUAACGUGAAAAACAAGGCAUGUUUUUUUCAUUUAUCUCAAAGUACUUGGAGAAAAAUUCAAUCAUCUGGCUUGGUGAAUUUAUAUGGUACAAACGAAGAGUUUAGUUUAAAAAUAAGACAAAUGCUUGCCCUGGCUUUUAUUCCAUCUGAAAAUAUACCUGCAGCAUUUGAUGAACUUAAAGCGACAUUUCCUCCUGAAGCUGAAGAAGUUGUCCAAUGGUUUGAAGACAAUUAUGUACAUGGCCGGAUUUGUCGCCGAAACCAAAGAAAUGGUAAUAUUAUACGCACAGACCCACUUUUUCCGCCCAAACUUUGGUCUGUGUCAGAAUUAAUGGACCACGGAAUUCCUAGGACACAAAAUAUUGUCGAAGCUUGGCAUCGACGUUGGUCAACUUUGGUUGGUAAACCUCAUGUUGGAGUCUAUACAAUGAUAGAGGAGCUUCAGAAAGAACAACAACGAGUUGACUUGGAAAUUGAAUGCAUUAAUCGUGGAGAACCAAAACCGAAACAGAAAAAACAAAUAAUUGACAGAGAGAAAAGAAUAAUGACGGUAUAUAAAGAUAUAUCAAAUAGGAGUGUCUUAGAAUUUUUACGGGGUUUGGCUCAUAAUAUAUCGAUGUAG